AAUUAUUGCUGGCGAUUUUCUUUUCAGGCUUACAUUGUUUGCUGUUCUGUUACUAUUCAAUGAAGUCAUUCCUUGAUUUUUCUGUGUUUCAGUUUAGAGCUAUAUAGUCUCCAUCAACUCAAGAAACGAUGGAAACCUGCAAGAUGGAAAUGGGAAGAAACGGUCUCUUAGGAUAUCUGCUCUUCUUUCAUGUAAUACUAAUUAUAUUUCACACCAUUGAUGGGUCAGUUGUUCGUGGGGGAAAUACACUUUUCUUAGGCGACUCGCUUACUGGAAAUCAAACAAUAAUCUCAAUGAAUGGGAUGUUUGAAUUGGGAUUCUUUAACACAAAUGGAAGUAAUAACUGGUAUAUUGGCAUCUGGUAUGCCAAAGUACCAGAGACAAAGGUUUGGGUGGCUAAUAGGGAGACUCCCGCAAGAGACAGGCCUGGCAUUUUGAACCUGUCAAGAGAAGGUCAUCUGGGACUGUUUGAUGCAAAAGGUGGAUCUGUAUGGUCGGUCAAUGUGUCCAAGAAUGCUUCAAAGGCUGUAAUAUUAGACUCGGGUAACUUUUUAAUGGUGGCUGAUGAGAAUAUAUCUGACUCUCUUUGGGAGAGUUUCGACCAUCCUGUAGACACCUGGUUACCCGGGAUGAGGUUCGGUGGACAGCAAAAGUUAGUUUCUUGGAAAAACUCAUUGGAUCCCGCUCCUGGGCUUUUCUCCUUCCACAUGGAUCCAUCCGGGGUUAAACAAUUUGUGCUAACUUGGAACAACUCUGUACAGUAUUGGAGGAGCGGAACAUGGAAUGGCGAAAUUUUCCAGGAAAUCCCAGAAAUGGGAAACAAAGGCUUCUACAAUAUCAGCGUUGAACGUGUUGGCUCAUUUUUGUAUAUGACUUAUUCACCGAUUCAUCCCAUAUUUAAGGUAUCCCGUUUCGUCCUAGUUACCUUAGGGGCAAUUCAAGAAUACAAUCUGAUUGAGGGCAGCAAAUGGAACAUGUUCUGGUCCGAACCCAGAGAUCAGUGUGCCGUAUAUGGUCUCUGUGGGGUUUAUGGAACCUGCAACUCCAACCAUCUUACCUUCUGCAGCUGUGCAGAAGGCUUCAAGCCCAAAGACGAUCUGUCUUGGAGAUCGCGAGAGUGGUGGUCAAGUGGUUGUGUUAGGCAGAGCCCGUUGAGCUGCGAUACAGAAAAUGAAAGCACUGACCAGUUCUUCGAGUCGAAAGUAAUGUUGCCUGAUGAUAAUUACUCUUUCUCAUUACCUGCACCCACAAAAAAAGAUUGCCAGAAAGCGUGCCUCCGCAACUGCUCGUGCACUGCAUUUACUUUCAAUCCGCCUUCAUGGGCGUGCAAAAUCUGGUCAGGAGAUCUGCUAAACAUGUACAGUUUUGCAUCACAAAGCAAUACAAAUGUGUCCAUUAGAGUAGCUGCCUCUGCACUUCUUAAGUUUCAUAGGCCAUCUUCCUCAGAAGGCAAAACCACACGUAUUGUGGGCGCAACGCUUGGUACCAUUGGUGCUCUUGGCGUUGUUUUGGGUAUAUUUUCGAUUGUAAUGUGGCGGAAGCAUCGGCUACGAUCGACUGAGAGGUAUGGAGAUUCCUCCAAUUCUUUUCUUAGAAUGUUUAGCUACAAGGAGUUGAAAAUUGCAACUAGGAAUUUCAGCUCUCAGUUGGGGAGCGGAGGAUUUGGCUCAGUGUUCAAAGGAACUCUAACGGACGGUACGCUUGUGGCUGUAAAGAAUAUGGAGGGUUCAUCACAAGAUGAGAAGCAAUUCCGAGCGGAAAUCAGUUCCCUUGGAAACAUUCAACAUGUAAAUCUGGUCAGGCUUCGAGGGUUUUGUGCAGAAGGAUCCAGACGCUUACUGAUUUAUGAUUUCAUGCCGAACGGCUCUCUGGAUUCUUUACUGUUCACAAGUGACUCAAAAACUGAACGGAAGGUACUUGACUGGAAGACUCGAUUUGAGAUAGUAUUAGGCACUGCAAGAGGGUUACUUUAUCUUCAUGAAGAAUGUAGAGAUUGCAUCAUUCACAGCGAUGUUAAACCAGGAAACAUUCUUCUGGACAGUAAUUUGUCACCCAAGAUAGCAGAUUUUGGUUUGGCAAAGCUUGUGGGUAGAGGUUUUAGCCACGUGCUGACCACUACAAGAGGAACGAGAGGUUACUUGGCUCCAGAGUGGAUCUCCGGUCUUCCCAUCACUCCCAAAGUUGACGUCUACAGUUUUGGUAUGACGCUCUUCGAAAUCAUCUCGGGGCGAAGAAAUCUGGAGUUAAAUGUACAAGAUUCAAGUAAGUAUUACUUUCCUGUGUGGGCUGCAACUCAGAUUAACCAGGGAAAGGCGAUUAAUAUUGUGGAGGAGGGUGUUGCAGAGGAGGAAGAUAUUGAAGAGGUGAGAAGAGCAAGUAUUGUAGGUUUGUUAUGCAUAGAAGAGGAUGAGUAUAUGAGACCAAACAUGGAGCAAGUGGUGCGGAUGCUGGAAGGGAAGUUGGAGCCUCGAACUCUGCAGAUUCAGAAGUCUCUACCCGAGGAAGAGCAAGCAGAACAAAGCCAGACUAGUACGGAUAGCGGUGGCAAUGGCAUUAGUUAAAGUAAUGUACCUGUAAGAAACUGUUGUGGUGAACAUGUCAUUUUAAUUAAUAUGUUUUAUGUUUAA
Cryptomeria japonica (Japanese cedar) is the source of this 2627-nucleotide messenger RNA. Its product is annotated as G-type lectin S-receptor-like serine/threonine-protein kinase At2g19130. Gene Ontology annotation, molecular function: protein serine/threonine kinase activity; ATP binding. Lineage: Eukaryota; Viridiplantae; Streptophyta; Pinopsida; Cupressales; Cupressaceae. Bases 129 to 2561 code for a protein of 810 amino acids. Gene Ontology annotation, biological process: recognition of pollen; protein phosphorylation. The transcript has a single exon. The record is from RefSeq and is a predicted model, not a curated record.